AUGACCGCAGGAAAAGAGGCGCCGUGGGCCACAGCCCCUCCUCAAGACCAGCUCUUCGUCCUCAUCACCGGCGCAAACAGCGGUAUUGGCCUGAGUAUCGGCGAACGCCUGAUCGACGAGUUCUUCGCGACGAGGAGCCUGACCGCCCACCUCACCCUCCUCCCCACGACCCGCUCCGAGGGGAAAUCUCGAGAGACGAUAGCCCACCUCCGUGCGUACGCUGACAAGGCUGCACGGAGCGAUGCGUUGAGGUCGAGAACUGGUGGGGAAGGCGACCACGCGCAGAGGAUACACAUUCUCUCCGUGCAGGUCGACCUCUGCGACAUCAGGGCCAUCUAUAACCUGGCCGAGGACUUGUGCGAGGAGACCAUCAGCAACCCCAAGGGGACGGAGGGUCCCGAUGGCGAGUUGGUUAAUGUGUCCAUCCCCCGCCUGGAUGCUGUCAUCUUCAACGCCGGCUUUGGCGGCUGGAGUGGUGUCAACUGGCCCGUGUUGAUAUGGCAGUUCCUCACGCAGGGCCUCAUGAACUCGGUCACAUGGCCCGAGUGCAAAGAUGCGAUCCCGACACUGGCGUUGAACAAUCGCAAAGAAUACGACUACCCUGCCAAACCACUGCUCGGCGAGGUCUUCACCGCUUGCUUGUUUGGCCACUACCUCCUCGCCCACCGCCUGCUGCCCCUCUUAUCACGACCCGUAGGAUCAGACCUCCACCCGGGUCGGAUCGUCUGGAUGUCUUCCAUCGAGGCCGUCGGAGCCUCCUUCUCGCUCGCGGACUUCCAGACCUUCGACCCUUCGUCCACGCCCUACGAAUCUGUCAAGAGGCUCACUGACAUUCUCUCGCUCACGUGCACGCUGCCCUCUGUGAAACCAAUUUCGACAUCGUACCUGACGACAGAGGAGGAGGAGGAGGAGCGCACGCCGCCCAAGAUGUACCUCAUGCAUCCCGGCAUCGUGGCGUCCAAAUUCUUCCCGCUCGCUAGCUGGCUCUUUGGCCUGUACCGCUUCGUCAUGUUCUUUGCGCAGUGGUGGGGCUCGCCGUGGCACACGACGGACGCGUACCCGGGCGCAGCAGCAGCAACCUACCUGGUCCUUGCGCCCCAGGAGAAGCUCGAUGCCGAGGCGGCGGAGAGGAUCAAGUGGGCGAGUGCGGUCAAUGCCAUGGGCGACAGCCGCAUCCGUGAUACCGAGGUGGACGGGUGGGGCUUCAGUGGCAAGGUCGAGCCGAUAGGCGAUGAGGAGGAGGUAGAGUACGCGAUGAGGAAGAGGGUCGGCCGUCACAGGGAUGCAAAGGACGUGACGAGCGAGCAGAUUGUCCAGUUUGAGGAAUUGGGCAAAGAGUGCUGGGAGCAAAUGGAGGAGCUGCGCGAGGAGUGGGAGGAGAUUUUGGAAUUAACAGACUAA
Molecule: messenger RNA, 1401 nt
Organism: Emericellopsis atlantica
Lineage: Eukaryota; Fungi; Ascomycota; Sordariomycetes; Hypocreales; Bionectriaceae
Product: 3-ketosteroid reductase
Exons: 3
Coding region: 1-1401 (466 amino acids)
Biological process (GO): ergosterol biosynthetic process
Cellular component (GO): mitochondrial outer membrane; lipid droplet; endoplasmic reticulum membrane
Molecular function (GO): 3-beta-hydroxysteroid 3-dehydrogenase (NADP+) activity
Source: RefSeq, a predicted model, not a curated record